AGAACCCAAUUCCAAAUCUCUCAUCUUCAUCUGCUCACUGUCACUGUUGCCUCACUGCCGGCGGUGGAGUCUCCGAUUAAGUACUUGAUGGUAUUUCUUAGCUGGACGCGUCCAUCUCCUGAAGAGCAGAAAGCAUGUAUCGACAAGUCUGGUUCCUUUAACUAUGAUAAUAGAUUUAGAGGAGCUACUGAUAAACCUGCUCCUCUACUUAAGCAAGACAGGGAGCUUGCAAAGGAUGGUUUCUCUGUUAAUUGUGCUCGUGUAUUAGUCGGUUCAGGCCGUGAGACUUUUGAGAAGGGAAAAGCUGCCCUUCAAAAUUGGAGGCAUUUUGGAUUGAAUUGGGCGUUUGUUGAUCCAAAAGCUCCAAUUCAAAGUGGGACAAAGUUCUGUGUUUGCGUGAAGGAGUUCUUCCCGUGGCUUAUGAUGCCUCUGCAGGUGGUUUAUGUCACCGAGAACAAGAACUCGAAAAAGGGUGCUUCAUUUAGUUUUGGCAGUGGAACUCUCCAAGGACAUUUGCUGGCUGGUGAAGAACGUUUUUCAAUAGCAUUGGACGAAAAUGAUCUAGUUUGGUACGAGAUACUUUCCUUCUCGAAGCCUGCACAUCUGCUGUCACUCUUUGGAUACCCUUAUGUUCUUCUCAGGCAAAAAUACUUUGCUCAUCAAUCAGGUAGUGCGGUGAAGAAACAUUUAUCUGCUUAAAACAUGUGGGGCUAUAACUGUGUGUAAAAAAAAUGCUCUUCAUUGUAGACCUGAAAUCUUAGUUGUAAAAGAUUCCCAUCCAUAGUUAUAUUGGGUCUUGAUUUCAUGUUUUUUUCUUUGCAUUAUAUGCACGACCUAAGUUACUAAUAAUGCAAUUCUAGUCCAUGUUAAAGAAACUGUAAUUGUAGUCCAAUAGCUGGAUAAUCAGUGUGAUAUAAUUAAGUGAAAAGCAUAGAAGAAAAACUAUGCAUAAGAACCCAAUAGCGAGAAUCAUUUCAAGAAAGGGUCAUUCCAUUCUA
Molecule: messenger RNA, 998 nt
Organism: Solanum tuberosum (potato)
Lineage: Eukaryota; Viridiplantae; Streptophyta; Magnoliopsida; Solanales; Solanaceae
Product: UPF0548 protein At2g17695-like
Source: RefSeq, marked predicted